Molecule: messenger RNA, 1661 nt
Organism: Solanum pennellii
Lineage: Eukaryota; Viridiplantae; Streptophyta; Magnoliopsida; Solanales; Solanaceae
Product: trimethylguanosine synthase
Exons: 9
Coding region: 152-1417 (421 amino acids)
Biological process (GO): 7-methylguanosine cap hypermethylation; 7-methylguanosine RNA capping
Cellular component (GO): nucleus
Molecular function (GO): RNA cap trimethylguanosine synthase activity; metal ion binding
Source: RefSeq, a predicted model, not a curated record
UCCAAGAGUACAAAUAGUUCCAUUUUUCUUUUUUCCACUCAUCUACUACUGAAGGAUCCCAUAAUUAUCAUCCCGCGUAAUUUCCUUUUGAAAGCUUUGAUUCCCAGAUUUUCAAUCCGUGUAUGGUGUUAGGAGAAGCACCCAAAAAAAAAUGGUUGGAAAACGAAAAGGCAAGAUUAUCAAGAGAAGAGUUAAAUUCAAAGAAAAAUGGAGAACCAAGAAAGAUGAAGGGGUUAGUCCACUUGUAAAGAAGUAUUGGGUCCAAAGAUAUGAUCUUUUUUUGAGAUAUGACCAAGGCAUUAAGAUGGAUGAAGAAGGUUGGUUUUCCGUUACACCGGAGAAGAUUGCCCUCAGGCAUGCCAGCCGCUGUGGCGGUGGUGUCGUCAUUGAUGGUUUUACUGGAGUUGGUGGCAAUGCUAUUCAGUUUGCCACUAUGUGUCAUCACGUCAUUGCUAUUGAUAUUGAUCCUAAAAAGAUCGCACUGGCUUUUGAAAAUGCAAAGAUAUAUGGUGUUGAAGAUCAUAUCGAAUUCAUUGUUGGAGACUUUUUCCAAUUGGCCUCGUCCUUGAAGGGGAACGUAGUAUUUCUUUCACCACCAUGGGGAGGUCCGGCAUAUAGCACAAAGGAAUCUUUUACUCUUGACUUGCUGAAGCCAAAAAAUGGUUAUUCAUUAUUCCAAGUUGCUCAAAGCGUAGCUCCAAAUAUCAUUAUGUACUUGCCUCGUAAUGUUGACUUACUGCAAGUUGAAGAGCUCGCUUGGUUGUCUUCUCCCCCCUUGAAAGUCGAGAUGGAAGAGAAUAUGCUUCAUGGAAGGUUGAAGAGCAUAACUGCUUAUUUUGGUAAGUACAAGAAAAUAGUAAAACGAAAAAUGAACUACAAGAAAUUAGGAGGAUACAAGAAAAUGAGAGGAUUUAUGUGCCAUCCUCAAUUCUCAACUGCAGUGUGUUUGAGUUGUGAUUCAAGGUCAGUUAUCGUGCCUGCGCCGCCACCGCGACAUAGAAUGUCGAUGGAAGAACAUACAAAAUUGAUUAACAAGGGUACGAGGUUAGGUGAUGUACCUCGUACACUUGGUUCAAUGCCUAUAAGUAAGAGAUCAAGAAAUGUUGUUGCUGCUGCUGCUGGUUCCUCUGUUUUGGCAAUGUCUAAGAGAGAUCAAGAAAAUGGUUGCAAAAUUGUUCCUUCAAUACCCUAUUCAGAUAACUCCUUCCAGGUUGUUGUGAUGAGAGUGUCACUUCAUUGUCAAGGCUGUGCUGGUAAAGUGAAGAAACAUCUCUCCAAGAUGGAAGGGGUGACAUCUUUCAGCAUAGACUUGGAUAGCAAAAGAGUAACAGUGAUGGGACACUUGUCACCAGUUAGUGUGUUGGAAAGCAUAUCAAAAGUGAAAAGAGCUGAAUUUUGGCCUAUAAAUAGUUGUUGAAGAAGAGAAAUGGCCAUUACCAAAAAAUAUUGUGUUUUUGAUUUACAUGAACAAGAAAGAGUGAAAGAGAGACUUAUUACAGAAAAGUUGUUUUUUGGCAUUUGGUUUCUAUUUAGGUAGAGUUCUGUUUUAAAUCCUAUGGUUUUAUCAUCAUUCACCCAAAAGGUCUGUUGUGCAAAAAUUGUUGAACUCUCAUCAUGUGAACAAUGCCAGUACUGAUGCUGAUUUCUUUGUCCCAUUCAAA